CCAGCUGUCAGCGUAUAAAAAACCUUUAUGAAGAAAACGAAAAGGCGCGCGCGUGUGUUUAUGUGUGAAAAUAAAUAGGCAAGAAAAAAGCUGAAAAUCAACAAAAAGAGAUAGGUCAAAUCGAAUUAAUUACCAAAAGUUUAAAGAAAAACUUCUUUAAAAGUUAAACAGAUAAUUUCAAAGUGAACUUGGAGUAGUGCUAGGCUUGGCGUGUAUUGCUGCUGGUGUAGAAAGAUGCAGCCGUUAGUUUCAGCGCAUUGGCGUUGGCGCUUACUCCGCCUGAUCCUUUGUCUCGCCGUUACAAUGAGCCUGCAAUUGCAACACACGCUGGCACUGCCCGACGUCAUUAAAAUUGGUGGCCUUUUUCACCCGAGUGACGAUACCCAGGAGCUAGCGUUUCGCCAGGCCGUCGAGCACAUAAACUCUGAUCGAUUAAUAUUACCGCGUUCUAAGUUGGUGGCGCAAAUUGAGCGUAUCUCACCGUUUGACAGUUUCCACGCAGGCAAAAGGGUUUGCGGCUUGUUGAAUAUUGGCGUAGCAGCUAUAUUCGGGCCACAAUCUUCAAACACCGCCAGCCAUGUCCAAAGUAUCUGCGACAAUAUGGAGAUACCUCAUUUGGAGAAUCGCUGGGAUUACCGUUUGCGACGUGAAAGCUGUCUGGUGAACUUAUAUCCACAUCCAAAUACACUUGCUAAGGCUUACGUGGAUAUCGUCAAGUAUUGGGAAUGGAAAACAUUCACGAUUAUAUACGAGAACAAUGAUGGCAUUGUACGGUUACAGGAGUUACUCAAGGCGCAUGAUAACUCACCGUAUCCGAUUACAGUGCGGCAAUUGAGUUAUUCAGGGGAUUACAGACCACUGCUCAAACAAAUCAAAAACUCCGCCGAAGCGCACAUCGUACUCGACUGUUCCACCGAUAAAAUUUACGAAGUACUCAAGCAAGCUCAACAGAUUGGCAUGAUGAGCGAUUACCAUAGCUAUCUCAUUACUUCACUCGACCUGCAUACCAUCAACGUAGACGAAUUCCGUUAUGGUGGCACGAAUAUAACCGGAUUUCGGCUGAUUAACGAAAAAGUCGUCUCGGAUGUGGUACGUCAGUGGAGUUUUGACGAUAAAGGUUUACAACGCUCAGCUAAUUUGAGUACGGUGAGGGCGGAGACAGCGCUCAUGUAUGAUGCAGUACAUCUAUUCUCUAAAGCGCUGCAUGAUUUGGAUACAUCACAGCAAAUUGACAUACAUCCCAUUAGUUGUGAUGGACAGAAUACCUGGCAGCAUGGUUUUAGUUUAAUCAACUAUAUGAAGAUCGUCGAAAUGAAGGGACUAACUAAUGUUAUCAAAUUUGAUCAUCAAGGCUUUCGCACCGAUUUCGUGUUGGAUAUUAUUGAAUUAGGGCCGAAUGGUAUACGCAAAAUUGGCACAUGGAACUCAACAUUACCGGAGGGUAUCAACUUUACGCGUACCUACAGCCAAAAACAGCGCGAAAUUGAAGCGAACUUGAAGAACAAAACGCUGACGAUCACAACAAUAUUGAGUAAUCCAUAUUGCAUGCGAAAAGAAUCGGCAGUGCCGCUGUCGGGUAACGAUCAAUUCGAAGGUUACGUUGUUGAUCUGAUACAUGAAAUUUCAAAGGCGCUGGGUUUCAACUACAAAAUUCAGCUAGUGCCAGAUGGCAACUAUGGCAGCUUUAACAAGCAAAAUGGCGAAUGGAAUGGCAUGAUACGCGAGCUGUUGGAGCAACGCGCCGAUCUUGCUAUCGCUGACCUCACCAUUACUUUUGAGCGCGAACAAGCGGUAGACUUCACCAUGCCCUUCAUGAACUUGGGUGUGUCAGUGCUCUAUCGCAAACCUGUUAAGCAGCCGCCGAACUUAUUUUCAUUUCUUUCGCCGCUUUCGCUGGAUGUUUGGAUCUAUAUGGCCACCGCUUAUUUGGGUGUUUCAGUGCUGCUUUUCAUUUUAGCGCGCUUCACACCCUACGAAUGGCCAGCAUAUGCGGAUGCGCAUGGCGAGAAGGUCGAGAGCCAAUUUACUCUCAUGAAUUGCAUGUGGUUUGCUAUUGGUUCGUUAAUGCAGCAAGGUUGUGACUUCUUGCCGAAGGCUCUGUCAACACGCAUGGUAGCUGGCAUAUGGUGGUUCUUUACCCUAAUCAUGAUCUCCUCGUACACAGCCAAUUUGGCAGCGUUUCUCACUGUUGAACGGAUGGACUCCCCUAUUGAGAGUGCUGAGGAUUUGGCUAAACAGACACGAAUCAAGUAUGGUGCUCUUAAGGGUGGCAGUACGGCAGCAUUCUUUCG
Molecule: messenger RNA, 2291 nt
Organism: Rhagoletis pomonella (apple maggot)
Lineage: Eukaryota; Metazoa; Arthropoda; Insecta; Diptera; Tephritidae
Product: glutamate receptor ionotropic, kainate 2-like
Biological process (GO): synaptic transmission, glutamatergic; monoatomic ion transport; modulation of chemical synaptic transmission
Cellular component (GO): plasma membrane; postsynaptic membrane
Molecular function (GO): transmitter-gated monoatomic ion channel activity involved in regulation of postsynaptic membrane potential; glutamate-gated receptor activity
Source: RefSeq, a predicted model, not a curated record